AUGGCUCCUGGGAUCUCCGAGUCAACGGGGGGUGCGGGGAGGGCGAGAAGCCGGGGCUCGGCCGGGCUGCGGGCGCAGCGCCUCGCCGCGCUCCACCUCGCUCCUCCCGCCCGAGGGGCAAGCCAGGGACCCCCACCCUGGCGACCGGCCCGCGGGGAGCUGCGAGGGGCGCUGCCGCCCCCUCCUCUCCUGGGAGCUGGGCUCGGCGGCCGGGCCGGGCAUGGGAGCCCGGGCCUGGAGGCCCCCGCCCCGACGCCCCUGCCCAGUCCCCAGAGGACUGCACCUCCCGGGACCCCGGGCCCAGCGGGUCCUGCCCCAGCGGAGCCACCAGCCCCGGCAGAGGCGGUGAACGCACCCCGCCGCCCCGCAGCGGGAGCCGCUACUCACCGUCCCCGCCCGCCGCGGACCCGCCGCCCGGAGACCGGCUCCUCCCGGUCGCGGCGCAACCGCCGCCGCCGCCGCCUCCCGGCGCGCCAGCUGCCCCAGGGGACCGCCCGGCUGGCUCGCGCGCUCUCUCGCUCUCCUCAGAAUGACUCCGAUUUUUUAAUGAACUUUAUUGGCAGCCCGGGCUCGGAACAAGCGGCUCAGCGGCGGCUCCGCCGGGGGCGGCGGGGCGCGGGAGACUCCACGCCCCUCAUCUGCGGAGCCGCCGCGCUGCGGAGCAUGCGCCGGGCUCGGUCUGCGCCUGCGCCGCGCCGGCCCGCCCGCGCCAUCCCUGGUCUGGCUGGUCCGGGAGGGCGACAGCUCUGCGUUCCCCGCGCCUCCUGGGGGACCCCGGGGUGCAGUGGGGACGCCGGAGGCGGCAGGAGCUCCUGCAUCGUGGACUCGAGCAAAGAGGAAUUGACCAAAGAAGAAUCCGUUUUGGCACCAUCUGCGGAAGGAGCACACCCUGUGACUCGACGGUUCCACGUCUACGGAUCCAGCCCACAGAAAGGCGUCCUUACAGACCUCCAGAAAGAACCAGCCCUGCUGCAAUCUUGAUUUGGGCCCAGUGAGAUUGAUUCUGAACUUCUGACCUCUAGAACGAUAAGUCAAAAGUCCAAUUUCUCGGGGCCAGCCUGGUGGUGCAGUGGUUAA
Equus quagga is the source of this 1077-nucleotide messenger RNA. RefSeq names its product protein PRRC2A-like. The transcript has 5 exons. Lineage: Eukaryota; Metazoa; Chordata; Mammalia; Perissodactyla; Equidae. The record is from RefSeq and is a predicted model, not a curated record. The coding region runs from base 1 to 981 and encodes 326 amino acids.